Molecule: messenger RNA, 1229 nt
Organism: Camelina sativa (false flax)
Lineage: Eukaryota; Viridiplantae; Streptophyta; Magnoliopsida; Brassicales; Brassicaceae
Product: ras-related protein RABG2-like
Cellular component (GO): vacuolar membrane
Molecular function (GO): GTPase activity; GTP binding
Source: RefSeq, a predicted model, not a curated record
GCUGGCUUGGCCUAACUAUUUUGCUUUUAGUUGGCAAAGGAUUCACAUGGCUUCUUCUCACAUCAAUCCAAUAUCAUAACACGUGAUCACUUCUUCUUUUCUUUUGUCCGUUUCCCUUUUUUUCCUUUUCUCCCACAAGACAGAAGAAGAAGAAAGAUUAUCAAGACCCGAUCUCUCGUAGACUUUUUUGUCUCAGUCCAAAAACCAGAAAGAAACUUUUCCAACAACAACAAAAACAAGAACAAUCUCGUAGAUUCUUGAGCUUUUCUUGACAAUGGAUCCUUUGAAGAAUAGAACAUUGCUUAAGGUCAUUGUUCUUGGAGAUAGCGGGGUAGGCAAAACUUCAUUGAUGAAUCAAUACGUGUACAAGAAAUUUAACAAGCAAUAUAAGGCCACGAUCGGAGCAGAUUUCGUCACCAAGGAGCUUCAUAUAGAAGAAAAAUCUGUCACUUUACAGAUAUGGGAUACUGCAGGACAAGAGAGGUUUCAGAGUCUAGGAGCUGCGUUCUAUAGAGGUGCUGAUUGUUGCGUUCUUGUGUACGACGUGAACAAUCUCAAAUCUUUCGAAACUCUCAAGAACUGGCACACCGAGUUCCUUAAACAGGCAAAUCCAAUGGAACCUGAGACAUUUCCCUUUGUUUUGAUCGGGAACAAGACCGAUGUAGAUGGUGGAAACACCCGAGUUGUUUCAAAUAAGAGAGCCAUCGAAUGGUGUAGCUCAAAGGGUAACAUACCGUACCAUGAAACCUCUGCGAAGGAAGAUACCAAUGUCGAUGAAGCUUUUUUGGGUGUUGCACACAUUGCUCUCUCCAAUGAGCAUAAACAGACCAAUGACAUAUAUCCUAGAGGUGUAUAUGACUCUGUUACGGAUAUUAUUGAUCCAGAUCAGUCCAGGAAUUGUGCUUGCUGAUUCAUAUAUAACACAUCUGAUCAAUAAUAUCGAGUCCCCAGCACUUUUCUUAUCAGCCUUUGUUUUUGGUAACAUUUUUUUUAAUUGCUUAAAUAUCAAUGAUAGAGGUUUAUUAACGGAAAAUAAAAACAAUUGGUAUAUGCUACGUUCUGAGUGUUUUGAUUGAUGUAAAGCAUUAAUUAAUUUAUAUUGAAUUUCUGUAAAACUUUUGUAUUUUUUUUUUGGUUUCAAUGUUAAGUAAUUUCUGUAAAACGUGUUGUUGAUACAACUCAUACAAUCACUGGGUCACUUGAUUUUGUUCUACCUAUUUUCCAUUUGA